AAUCAUCAUCACUAAACGUCAACAACAACAACAUCAACAAAAUAUUAUUAAUAAUAUUGUGUUUACAUUAUUUAAUUAUAAUAAAAAUUAAUAACAAUGAGUUAUCCACCAGUAAUUCAACCAACAAAUCAUUCAAUGACUGAUGCAGACAUAAAAUAUUAUCUUAAAAAAUUAGAAUUUCCAAAUUGUGCUAAAGAAGCACUUGUUGCUAUUGCAAAUUUACCAAGAAUGUCAGCAUCAACAGCAAGACAACAAAUACAAAUACAAACAGAGUUGAUGACUGAAUUUGUAUUUGGCGAAAUUGACAAAUUGAAACAAUUAAAAAGUUCACGUGCACUACAAGAAUUACAAUUAAUUGAAGUAUUGAGUGAAUUUUUUCGUUGUCCAGAACAUAGUCCAGCAGUUAAAAAUGCUGUAUUUUUAUUAUUAUUUCCAGCAGAAUAUCCACGUUAUGAAAUACUUGGUAAUUUAUCAUCAUUAUCAAUAGCAACACAAAAUACCGAGGUACUUGAUUCAACUGGUAUGUGGAUGCAACAACUUGGAUCAACAUCACCACAAAGUGUUGCACUUGCAAAACAUAUACUUGAUGAAUUUUUUAUUUAUACACUAAAUGCUAUUGAUAAAUUAAAUAUGCUACCAAGUAUUGUACCACAUUUUACAGCAAAUUUAUUAACAGCUAUUGGUGAAGUAUAUAAAGAUGUUGAUCCACCAAAUAAGCUAUUAAAACUUGCUGGUGAUUGGAUUGAUGAUAAUCCAGAUUUAUUAACAACAUCAUUGAUUGACAAUCCAGCUUUACCAUCUGGUGGAAUUCCAAUGACACCAAUAACACCAAUUGCUGGACUAUUUAGAUGGUGUAUAUUAAAUCCAGUAAGACCAAAAGUUGAAAACACUGACAAGGAUAACAAUGAUAAUAAUAGUUUAAAAUUUUAUUCAAAAAUCCAACAAUUAUUGAUGGAUGCUGUGUUGAGAUUAAAAACAUCAAAUGGUAAUAAACAUGCAAUAUCAGCUCAACAUCUUGCUCAAACAACACGUGAUUUAACUGGUCUUCUUGAUCAAUCAAGAAACAAUGAAAAAGAAUGUAAUCUUGCUUUGGAAAGACUUGCACAAGCAGUCAGUACAGCAUUGUCUGUUAAUUGUAUUUAUGGAUAUCAACAAGAAUUAUUCGCACUUUUACAGCCACUUGCAAGUAGACAUUUUUUAAUUGACUGGAUCAUCAUGACAUAUGGAACAAAAUCAACAAUUGUUUGAUAAAUAAUUAUUGUUAUUGUUGAUAUAUAAAUAAUAUUGUACAAAAUAUAAUUAAUUCAAUUUUAUAAUGAAAAUAAAUAUUUAAAAAUUUAAAUAUCCCGCUAUUUUCUUGUUGCAAAAAAAAAAAAACAACAUGGAUGAAUUUUGUUUUGUUUUUUUUUUUGUUUUUAAUAGAAUUAAAAAUUGUUAUAAACAUUUAUGUUGAAAUUGGUGACUUGCUAAUUAUUUGUUUUUUUCUGAUUGAAUUAAGUAUAAAGUGGAAUUGAAAUGUCGUUUUAUUGAUUUUAUUAAACAGUUGUGUGUAA
Aphidius gifuensis is the source of this 1553-nucleotide messenger RNA. RefSeq lists its product as uncharacterized. The transcript has 4 exons. The record is from RefSeq and is a predicted model, not a curated record. Bases 97 to 1248 code for a protein of 383 amino acids. Lineage: Eukaryota; Metazoa; Arthropoda; Insecta; Hymenoptera; Braconidae.